AUGCUCAGGCUUCGAUUUGGCUUUAAAUUUGAAGACGUUGUAAAAUAUUUAACGUCAAAUAGCCAAUGGACGCAAAAAGGUAGUAAAAAGUCUGAUGAAGGUGUUGAAAGUGUAGGAAAUGGUCAGUUUACUUUCCUUUCAUUUUCACUUCAAUUCAUAAUGAAAUUGCAUUUCAUCUUGCCUGAAAUUCAUAUCACGUCCCUCGUACCAACUAACCCUGAAUGUUUGCAUUGUGAAUUAAAUGUAAUGAAAUUUUAA
Molecule: messenger RNA, 258 nt
Organism: Clunio marinus
Lineage: Eukaryota; Metazoa; Arthropoda; Insecta; Diptera; Chironomidae
Source: the annotation of a GenBank genome assembly